AUGACAUCGAAUAUUGCAGAGAGUAUAAAUAUUGCACUAGUAUUAGCUAGAGAGUUGUCAAUCUUUGAAAUUUUGGAGCAAGUUAAACUUAGAUGGAACCAUAAUUAUAAAAAGGAAGCCACCGGGAUUUUUACGCCAUUGAUUGAAAAGUAUCAGGAUAUACUCAUAGAGAAUAAAGCUAUGUGCACAAGAAUGAUGGUUGUACAAUCGACUGAAUAUGUGCACAAUGUGAAUGAUGACGGCAGAAAUUUUAUAGUGCGUCUUCGGGAAAAAAUAUGUUCUUAUGGUAGGUUCCAGUAUGAAGAAAUAUCAUGUGAACAUGCUUGGGCUGUAUUGAAAUCAAAAAACCUAACAGCAUAUGAAUAUUGCUUUGAUUUAUACAAAUCAGAAACUUUCCUAAAGAUUUAUGAGUUGCCAAUAUAUCCUUUACCAGAUAUUAAAGACUGGGUAGUACCGGAAUACAUCUUGGAUGAUGUAGUUCUGCCUCCACCUUUCAGGAUACAACCUGAUAGGCCAAGGAAGAAGACUCGCGCAAAGGGUUCAAGAGAGCUGCUCGGGAGUGUGUGA
Solanum dulcamara is the source of this 567-nucleotide messenger RNA. RefSeq lists its product as uncharacterized. The transcript is spliced from 2 exons. Lineage: Eukaryota; Viridiplantae; Streptophyta; Magnoliopsida; Solanales; Solanaceae. Bases 1 to 567 code for a protein of 188 amino acids. The record is from RefSeq and is a predicted model, not a curated record.